AUAGAAAAGUAAGUAUCGAUAUUUCACUUGUAUCGAUUGGGAACAUUACUUCGUUGCAACAGCACUUGUUCCUUCUUUCAAAGGUUUUGAGACCACUCGUCUGGUGCGUUCAAGUUCGUCUUUUCUUUUAAGAAAUUUUUAUUAAAAGAAAUGGGUCACGCUAACAUUUGGUGUUCCCACCCGAAGAAAUUCGGACAAGGAUCCAGAUCAUGCCGAGCUUGUGCCAAUGGACACGGCCUUAUUAGGAAAUAUGGGCUCAAUUUAUGCAGGCAGUGCUUUAGGGAGUAUGCUCAUGAAAUUGGAUUUAAGAAGACUGGAGCAGGGCAUCCGGUACACUGGACGGUCGCUGGCCAAUGGACCAAUGUUGCAAAUGAGCCUCUCAUUGACAGCGGACCAGUCCCAAUCCUCGAUACCUCCUUUAAGUACUUAAAUGGCGGGAAAGUUAAUAGUAGCUGGCCCAAGAGUCGCUUUCGUUCUCUUUCGGAUAAACCCGAACGCAUUCGGGAUUCCAGGAACAAGUGUGACCGAAGUGAUUGUGAACCAGGCGUAAUCCGUGCGGAACUCUUGUGA
This is a messenger RNA of Nezara viridula (southern green stink bug), 570 nucleotides long. Lineage: Eukaryota; Metazoa; Arthropoda; Insecta; Hemiptera; Pentatomidae. The record is from the annotation of a GenBank genome assembly.